AUGAGCCAGACAGCGGGAGCCAGACAGCAGGAGCCAGAAAGCAGGAGCAAGAAGGCAGGGGCCAGACAUCAGGAGCCAGACAGCAGGAGACAGAGAGGAGCAGCCAGAGAGAAUAGCCACACAGCAGGAGCCAGACAACAGCAGGAGCCAAACAGCAGGAACUAUAAAACAGGAGCCAGACAGCAGGAGCCAGAAAACAGGAGCCAGACAACAGGAACCAGACAACAGGGGCGAGAAACCAGGAGCCAGACAGCGGGAGCUAGACAGGAGCCAGCCAGACAGCAGAACCAGACAGCAGGAGCCAGAAAGCAGGAGACAGACAGCAAAAGCCAGAAAGCAGGAGCCUCACAGCAGGAGCCAGAAAGUAGGAGCCAGAAAGUAGGAACCAGAAAGCAGAGCCAGACAGCAGGAGCAAGAAAGCAGGGUCAGAUAGCAGGAGCCAGACAGCAGGAGCCAGACGGUAGGAUGCAGACAGCAGAAGCCCGAAAACACAAGCCACAAAGUAGGAGCCAGAGCCAGACAGCAGGAGACAGAGAGGUGCAGCCAGACAGAAUAGCCACACAGCAGGAGCCAGAAAGCAGGAGCCAGAACGCAGGAGCAUCACAGCAGGAGCCAGAAAGUAGGAGCCAGAAAGUAGGAACCAGAAAGCACAGCCAGAUAGAAGGAGCAAGAAAGCAGGGUCAGAUAGCAGGAGCCAAACAGCAGGAGCCAGACGGUAGGAUGCAGACAGGAGAAGCCAGAAAACACGAGCCACAAAAAAGGAGAGCCAGACAGAAGGAGCAAGAAAGCAGGGUCAGUAAGCAGGAGCCAGACAGCAGGAGCCAGAACGUACGAGCCAAACAGGAGCCAGAUAGCAGAGCCAGACUGCAGGUGCUAGACAGCAGGAGCCAAACAGCAGGAACUAUAAAACAGGAGCCAGACAGCAGGAGCCAGAAAACAGGAGCCAGACAACAGGAACCAGACAACAGGGGCGAGACACCAGGAGCCAGACAGCGGGAGCUAGACAGGAGCCAGACAACAGGAGCCAGCCAGACAGCAGAACCAGACAGCAGGAGCUAG
This is a messenger RNA of Haliotis rufescens (red abalone), 1059 nucleotides long. RefSeq names its product transcription factor SPT20 homolog. The transcript is spliced from 4 exons. NCBI's taxonomy places the organism in Eukaryota, Metazoa, Mollusca, Gastropoda, Lepetellida, Haliotidae. The coding region runs from base 1 to 1059 and encodes 352 amino acids. The record is from RefSeq and is a predicted model, not a curated record.